AUGGUUUUUCUGAUCGUGAAUAGCAACAAUAAUGCUGAAGAUGAGCAGAAGCCAGGCCUGGCAGGGAUUAGGCUCUUAUUUCGCAGGGUUGGACUGGAGUCCUUGCUGAUUCUGUGGCUGCUGCUAGUGUCAGGAUUUUGCACGGAUACUGUCAAUUUUCUCACCUAUAUGGAAGAAGCCCCUGGCACCAUCAUCGGUGUUUUGUCUGACCACGUCCAGUUUAAUUCCCAGCGCGAGGUGCCAAGCCAGUUUCGCCUGAUGAAGCAGUUCAACAGCUCUCUGCUCCGUCUCCAGGAAGGUGAUGGGCAGCUGACCGUCGGGGACGCAGGCCUGGACCGCGAGCGGCUGUGCGGCCAGGCCCCACAGUGCGUGCUGGCCUUCGACAUGGUCAGCUUCUCUCAGGAGCAGUUCCGGCUGGUGCACGUGGAGGUGGAGAUGAGGGACGUCAACGACCACGCGCCGCGCUUCCCGAGGGCCCAGAUCCCGGUGGAGGUGUCCGAGGGUGCGGCCGUGGGCACGCGCAUCCCCCUGGAGGUGCCGGUGGACGAGGACGUGGGCGCCAACGGGCUGCAGAGCGUGCGCCUGGGGCCACACAGCCCCUUCCGCGUGGAGCUGCAGACGCGCGCGGACGGAGCCCAGUGCGCGGAUCUGGUGCUGCUGCAAGAGCUGGACCGCGAGAGCCAGGCCGCCUACAGCCUGGAGCUGGUGGCCCAGGACGGCGGCCGCCCGCCACGCUCCGCCACGGCCGCCCUCGGAGUGCGCGUGCUGGACGCCAAUGACCACAGCCCGGUCUUCCCGCAGGGCGCCGUGGCCGAGGUGGAGCUGGCGGAGGACGCGCCCGUGGGCUCGCUGCUUCUCGACCUGGACGCAGCCGACCCCGACGAGGGUCCCAACGGCGACGUGGUGUUCGCUUUUGGCGCCCGCACACCGCCCGAGGCGCGCCGCCUCUUUCGGCUCGACCCGCGCUCAGGCCGCCUCACCCUGGCCGGGCCCGUGGACUACGAGCGCCAGGACACCUACGAGCUGGACGUGCGGGCGCAGGACCGCGGCCCCGGCCCCCGGGCCGCCACCUGCAAGGUCAUCGUGCGCAUCCGCGACGUUAAUGACAACGCGCCCGACAUCGCCAUCACGCCGCUGGCCGCCCCCGGUGUGGCAGCCGCCUCACCCUUCGCGGCUGCUGCAGCUGCUGCCGCGCUCGGGGGAGCGGACGCGACGUCCUCGGCGGGACCCGGGACGCCAGAGGCUGAUGCCACCUCUCUGGUGCCUGAGGGGGCGGCGCGCGAGAGCCUGGUGGCUCUGGUCAGCACCUCGGACAGGGACUCGGGCGCCAACGGGCAGGUGCGUUGCGCCCUCUAUGGGCACGAGCACUUCCGGCUGCAGCCGGCCUACGCGGGCAGCUACCUGGUGGUGACCGCGGCGUCGCUGGACCGCGAGCGCAUUGCUGAGUACAACCUGACCCUGGUGGCCGAGGACCGCGGCGCGCCCCCACUGCGCACGGUGAAGCCCUACACGGUGCGCGUGGGCGACGAGAACGACAACGCGCCGCUCUUCACGAAGCCAGUCUAUGACUUCGUGUCGGUGCGCGAGAACAACCCGCCCAGCGCCUACCUGGCCAAGGUGGCUGCCCGGGACCCGGACCUGGGCCGCAACGGCCAGGUCACCUACCGGCUCCUAGAGGCCGGGGUGGGGCGCUCCGGGAACUCUGUGUCCACCUACGACUCGGUGGACCCAGCCACUGGGGGGCUUCGCGCUCGACGGUGCGUUGACGGCGAGGAGCUGGCGGAGAUGCAGCUGGAAGUGGAGGCUCUCGACCGGGGGUCUCCGCCUCUUCAGGGCCUGGAGGAUCAGAACGACCUCGCGCCCCGCCUGGUGGCCCCACUAUUAUUCUGUGGCUUAGUCCAGCUGCCUCUGCCCCGGGAUGCGCCCUUGGGCUACCUGGUUACCAAACUGCGGGCAAAAGACGCGGACAAAGGCUCCAACGCUGACAUGGCUCACAUCCUGCUCCGCAACGGCGGCGGCCCCGGGGCGCUAGCGCUGCAUCCAGCUUCGGAUGAGCUAUCUCUGCAGCGCCGCCUGUCCGCGCAGCCCGCCGGCCAGCCGACGACGGUCAUAGCGGCGCGGGACAGAGGCCCGCGCACCUAGUCGUGCACUGCCACGUUGCUUCUAGUGCCCGCGGACCCGGCGCCCUCUG
Microcebus murinus (gray mouse lemur) is the source of this 2191-nucleotide messenger RNA. Its product is annotated as protocadherin-8-like. Gene Ontology annotation, cellular component: plasma membrane. The record is from RefSeq and is a predicted model, not a curated record. Lineage: Eukaryota; Metazoa; Chordata; Mammalia; Primates; Cheirogaleidae. Gene Ontology annotation, molecular function: calcium ion binding. Gene Ontology annotation, biological process: homophilic cell-cell adhesion.